AAAGAUAGUAUCGUAGAUGAGUGAAGAUAGUGGAUAGGGAUAGCACUAUCCACAAUGGCGGUGCUGCUCCGUUGCUCCUCCCUUCUCCCUCGCCCUCGCCGCUAUAUUCCCGGAAAAACUCCUGUCUCCGGUCUUGCUGCAUGCCUCCUCUUAUAUGUCCAACCUUGUUUAACACCAGCACCAGGUGAGGCGGGAUCGCUUCUGUUCAAACUCAAAAAGCAGCUUUUGCUGCCCUGUGCAACUAAUUCCAGUAGACCAUAUAGCUCUAAGGAAGCAGGAGGAAAACAUUUUAAUGUACUACAAGAUGAUGUCGAAACACCGUAUUUGAUUGGUUGUGUUCACAAAUAUGAUGACACUCUUCUUCAACGCGUUUCCCCACAUCAGACAAGGUCCUCACCAUUGCCACUUAUUAUUACUAACGCUCUAAUGUUAUGCACUCCUCUUCAAGUCUUCGCUGAAACAUGUGAAACUGAUAGACCUGUAUUUGAGAUGCCAUUACUGCUGUUUGUAGCGCUUGUUGGAGCCACUGUUGGAGGAUUACUUGCAAGACAAAGGAAGGGAGAGCUGAGACGUGUAAACGAACAGCUUCGGCAAAUAAAUGCAGCUUUGAGAAGGCAGGCAAAAAUUGAGUCUUAUGCACCUGCUUUGAGUUAUGCUCCCGUCGGUGCUAAAAUACCGGAGAAUGAAGUUAUCAUUGAUCCUAGGAAGCAUGAGUUAAUUUCCCACUUGAAAAAUGGAAAGAACUUUUUACGAAACCAAGAUCCGGAGAAGGCGUUUGUAGAGUUUAAAACUGCACUUGAGCUUGCUCAGAAUCUCAAGGAUCCAAUAGAGGAGAAAAAGGCUGCUAGAGGCUUAGGAGCAUCACUCCAAAGGCAAGGAAAAUACCGUGAAGCCAUCAUUUACCACUCUAUGGUUCUAACGAUUUCUGAUAGAGAAAAGGAAGAUUCUGGAAAUACAGAAGCCUAUGGAGCAAUAGCAGAUUGUUAUACUGAACUUGGUGACUUGGAGCGAGCCGGUGUAUAUUAUGAUCAGUAUAUUGCGAGGUUGGAAACGGAUUGACAUGUAUAUUUUCUGCAAGAAUUUGUUUCUUUAGUUUCAAGUGAUUUGUGGGAAUUUUUGUAGAUGUAACAGUAUGGCUGUUCUUGAGAAUGAUCAUUACCAAAUCAUCUCGUGUUGCCUUGAGCUAUUCAGUACAUUAUGUGCUAAUUAUUCGAACAAUUCAGUUACGGUACUGUCCCCAAUCUCAAUAAAUAAAGAUAUAUAUUAAUCGGCAA
Messenger RNA from Daucus carota subsp. sativus, 1274 nucleotides. RefSeq names its product protein FLUORESCENT IN BLUE LIGHT, chloroplastic. Gene Ontology annotation, biological process: chlorophyll biosynthetic process. The transcript is spliced from 5 exons. Bases 55 to 1059 code for a protein of 334 amino acids. Lineage: Eukaryota; Viridiplantae; Streptophyta; Magnoliopsida; Apiales; Apiaceae. The record is from RefSeq and is a predicted model, not a curated record. Gene Ontology annotation, molecular function: protein binding.